Didymella exigua CBS 183.55 is the source of this 1716-nucleotide messenger RNA. Its product is annotated as threonine dehydratase catabolic. Gene Ontology annotation, biological process: L-threonine catabolic process. Bases 1 to 1716 code for a protein of 571 amino acids. The record is from RefSeq and is a predicted model, not a curated record. NCBI's taxonomy places the organism in Eukaryota, Fungi, Ascomycota, Dothideomycetes, Pleosporales, Didymellaceae. Gene Ontology annotation, molecular function: pyridoxal phosphate binding; threonine deaminase activity. The transcript has 2 exons.
AUGGCAGCAGUAGACGACUACUCGCGGCCGACGACGCCUGACAAGAUGUCCAGCGGGCUUGCGUCGCCGCGCACACCCAAGCAGACGGGCCUCGCGCUCACCGAGUACACUGCGAACCCGAGCCCGCCCAGCGAGUCGCCGCGCGAUAAGAGCAGCGUGGUGCCAGAGGCCUUCCUGCUGCCAAACGGAUAUCCUGACUACCUUCGGCUCAUCCUCACGUCGCGCGUGUACGAAGUGGUCAAGGAGACGCCGCUCACGCACGCAAGCAACCUCAGCAACCGGCUCGAGUGCAAUGUGCUGCUCAAGCGCGAGGACCUGCAGCCCGUCUUCAGCUUCAAGCUGCGCGGCGCCUACAACAAGAUGGCCCAUCUCGACCCCAAGGACCGCUGGCGCGGCGUCGUGGCCUGCAGCGCCGGCAACCACGCCCAGGGCGUCGCCUACUCGGCGCGCCACCUGAAGAUCCCCGCGACCAUUGUCAUGCCCUCGGGCACCCCCGAUAUCAAGCACAAGAACGUCUCGCGCCUCGGCGGCUCCGUCAUACUGCACGGCGCCGACUUCGACGCCGCCAAGGCCGAGGCCGCGCGCCUCGAGCAGUUGCACGGCCUGAUCUCGAUACCGCCCUUCGACGACCCGUACGUCAUCGCCGGCCAGGGCACUGUCGGCCUGGAGGUGCUGCGGCAGACGAACCUGCAGAACCUGCACGCCGUCUUCUGCUGCGUCGGCGGCGGCGGCCUGAUUGCCGGCAUGGGCGUCUACAUCAAGCGCAUCGCCCCGCACGUCAAGAUCAUCGGCGUCGAGCAGUACGACGCCAACGCCAUGGUCGAGUCGCUAAAGGCCGGCCGCCGCGUGCUGCUCAAGGACGUCGGCCUGUUCGCCGACGGCGCCGCCGUCAAGACGGUCGGCGAGGAGACGUUUCGCAUCUGCCAGGACGUUGUCGACGAGGUCGUCCAGGUCACGACGGACGAGACGUGCGCCGCCAUCAAGGAUAUGUUCGAGGACACGCGUUCCAUUGUCGAGCCUGCUGGCGCCCUUGCGCUCGCUGGUCUGAAGAAGUGGGUCAGCCGCAACCCCUCGCCCGACCGCGAGCGCGGCCUCAUUGCCGUUGCGAGCGGCGCGAAUAUGAAUUUCGACCGUCUGCGCUUUGUCGCCGAGCGUGCUGCGCUCGGUGAGAACAAGGAGGCCCUGCUGUCCGUCACCAUCCCGGAGCAGCCGGGCGCCUUUGCGAAGCUCGUGUCCGCCAUCCACCCCAUGGGCAUCACCGAGUUCAGCUACCGCUACUCUGGCCCGCAGAAAGCCAACAUCCUCGUCGGCGUCGAGCUCAAGGCUGCGACGCGCUCUCGCCAUCUGCCGGACCUCGUCGCCCGCCUCGCCGCCGAGGGCAUGACCGCGACCGACCUGUCGCAGGACGAGCUCGCCAAAUCGCACAUCCGCUACCUGGUCGGUGGUCGCAGUGCCGCCGCAGACGAGCACCUGUUCAUGUUCGAGUUCCCCGAGCGCGGCGGUGCGCUGAACAAGUUCUUGAACACGCUGCAGCCCGGCAUGAACAUCAGCCUGUUCCACUAUCGCAACUACGGCGGCGACGUCGCCAAGAUCCUGGCAGGCAUCCAGUGCAAGCAAGAAGAGAACGCAAAGCUGACCAGCUUCCUGACAGAGAUUGGUUACCCGUACAAGGAGGUCACCGACAGCGCCAGCUAUAACAUGUUCUUGAGGGAUUGA